Messenger RNA from Rattus rattus (black rat), 1359 nucleotides. RefSeq names its product chromosome 1 C1orf141 homolog (gene C1H1orf141). NCBI's taxonomy places the organism in Eukaryota, Metazoa, Chordata, Mammalia, Rodentia, Muridae. Bases 1 to 1359 code for a protein of 452 amino acids. The record is from RefSeq and is a predicted model, not a curated record. The transcript is spliced from 8 exons.
AUGACAGAAAAAAUUCUGGAAAAGUUCGAUGCCCUGGAGGAGAAAGCAAGGAUACUUGCAGCCAUCAGGGAAAAGAAUAGGAACUGGCGUCUAAGAAAUAAGCCUUUGAUUACACCCAUGCUGUUUGACCAUCAUGUGAAGUGUGAAAACGCAAUUAUCCCAUCUGCAUUAAAGACGGUAGCAAAUAUCACAGAAGAUGAAUCAAAUGAUCUUAAGAAGUCAAAAAAGUCUGUGUCUUUCAAAUAUAAGCCUAAACCCAGAAGUGAUUUUGAAGAGUCAGAUUUAAGACCACCUACUCUUGCAACAGUUAUAAACUAUGAAGAAAGUAAAUUAAUGGAACACAAAGAAGAAAAUCUAAAACCAAGUUCUACAUCUCUUCGUUUUCUUAAAGAUAAAGAGACAGGAUACACACAGCCCUUGCCUCUGCCACCGCCUCAGUCUAGACACCCGUGUAAAAAAUCAGCAGAGUCUUCAAUCCUGUCUCCCACACUCAACAAAGUAUCCAGUGCUGGUAAGAAGGAAAAGGUCUCUCCCCCAUUUACAGACCAGAAUGAAAGCAGAGCUAAGAAGUCCACGCAUUCCACAGACCACUCAGCAGAUUCUAGUAAAAAUGGGAGAAAACACCGUCCAGAGGUGAAUAAUUUGAUUACAAAAGAAAGCGAAUUAACCAGAAAUGACCAAGCAAGAAUGACUCAUCCAGUCAAACAGAACAUCUUGUUUCCCCUGGACUGUGAGGAUCUACUGAAAGAUCCAAAAAUGAAGACAAUUGACCUUGGUCCAACAGAGACAGUGCAUACUUCUAUGGAAGAAAACCACGCAAGUCCAAUAAUUUUCUAUGACACUAAAUAUGUACAAAUGCUGUUCCAGACAAAAUGGUUUACCCCCUAUGCUCUGAAUUAUACAAAAAAGAAUACUGUUUUAGAAAAAAAUUGUGAAAUAGUCAAAACUUUAUUUAAUGAUGAACCAAGUACUGUUUCUAAACCUGAAAGUACUAAGUCUGUAGUCCAGCAGAAACGGUUGCGAGUCCUCUCUGGUGAACUGGCCCAAAAGAGUAUAAGCGAGAAACGAAAGAAGAAACAUGACAGUCUGGUUUCAAAGAAAAUAUCUCCGAACCCUCUUUAUAAUUUAUCCCAAACUUUUUCCAGCUUAAGCAAAAGAUUUGUUGGUUACUUUGAUAAAGAUGUUAUUCAAGAAAAGAGUGAUAAGGCAGACAAAUAUGAACAGUUUUCCAAAACAAAACCACCACCCACACGCAAAUUUACUACCUUACCUAUCAAGUAUGACUCCAAGCCUCUGAGAAAUAUACUUGAAAUACGUAAACUAAACAACAUAACUCCACUGGAUAACCUUCUAGGCUGA